ACAACUACAGACAAUGACAUCACCUGAGCAUCCAAGACUGAAAUGCAAGCAGGUUGAUGGCCCAUACCAACCACCGCAAAACAGAAAGCAAGAACAAGAAGUUGUGGAACAGACCUGUCAACAUUGUGUAACAGUACCUGAGAAACAAACAGUAAGGCAGGAGCGGAUUUAUGAGACAGAAAGACCUCAGCCGGAGUCGGGGAUCGAAGAUCAGGGCUUCCAUCAAGUAAGAGAAGCAUCACCUGUGCAACUCGGACAUGAGCAGAGUUCUCAUCAAGGGACAGCAACAUGUGAGAACGAGGGAGUUGAGCAGAAGCAAGCAAGUCAUCAUGCCCAAAUUCCUCGGAAAUAUGAGCAGAAAAUGGCAGGAGUCAUCAAGCAGAACAUCCAACAGAGUACACCUACAUCGCCUGAACAUCAGAGAAUGAGACAGGAGCGCGAUGAUGAUCUUUACGGGCCCGACCCAAAUAUACAGUCAACAGUAGGAGAACAGCGCCCUCAAGAAGAGGUGAUGACCUCUGCCCAAGAAAAACUUCAAUCUGAUCGACUUCACAAGGGGAAUUUGUCUCCAGAACAGUUGCAAGCAGUUGAAGAUCUAGUGCCUUCAGCGGUCCAGCCAGCGAUGCAGCAUCCAUCUACUCUGUGUACUCAUCAUUCAUCGGAUUCCAUUCAACCAACUGUACAAACAGGGGACGUCAAUGUCCCUGGCAGCUGUAAUCCUGUGUUUUUAGGAUCGUCGUCUGGGCAUACAUUCCAUUACGAAUUCAACCAGAAUGUGACAGUUCACCAGGGAGCUACAUCAGGAGAGAUGGGAAAUGAUCAGCGCCCUGAGGUAAGCAACCCAUCCGUACAAACAAGUCAAGAUACCAGUCCAGCCACCGAUGCAGCAGCAGCUGCGGCAGCGGAUCUGUGUGAAGAGGCACUUAAAAAGGUGUACAAGACCACAGGCAGUUACGUGCAAAUGAUUCCAUGGGUUGAUGAUGACAUGAGGGAUAUAAUGGAUAUAUAUACCAAGUUGAGAUUGGUCACUGAUGAUAAUGAAGAAACAAUAGGGAUGUGGUAUAAAGAUGGGAAGGAGGUGAAUUAUGAGGAUACUUUCCUUGUUGAAAACAAAGGUUACAUUAUUAAUCGCAUAGUUUAUGAAGGAUUGGCUGGUCUGGGAAAAACAACUCUGAUUGGGAAAAUUGCUUACGACUGGGCAAGUGGCUCAUCUGGCUCUCUGGCGAAAUAUAAGCUUGUUUUUGUUCUGAGAAUGAGUGCACUGGAACAAUCUGCAGAUCUCCUUGACUCUCUUUAUGAGCAGCUCAUCGAUCCAAAUGUAAUCGAUAAAAAUCAUCUGGAAACCUUCAUUUUUAAGAAUCCCAAAAAAGUGCUAAUUCUUUUGGAUGGCUUUGAUGAGUUGACGACUACCGAACUUGAUAAUAAAUCAUUCGGAUCCAUCCUGCAAAUUCUAAAUCGAAAGGUUGGAGCAGACAUUGAUGUGGUUAUAACAACUCGCCCGUCUCAUUUCAGCGCAUUGGUCAGCAAAUCACUGGUUAAAAAUCCUUACACUCGCGUAAAGGUUUUAGGGUUUUUCAUGCAAGAUAUUAAAAAUUACGUGGAAAAGUUUUUUUCUAAAAAACCCUGUGAUGCAGAGAUCCUUUUCCAAACCAUUAUAUCAUCAGGUGUCCUUCUUGAUUUAGCCCAUAGCCCAAUGUUGCUUCUAUUAAUGUGUUUAUUAUGGAGACAAGAUUCCAUACUGCCAGACACAACAUCACGCUUAUAUGGCGAAGCUGUUCGAUAUAUAUUCAAGAGAAAAGGUAUACCGGAGGAGGAAAUACUAGAUAUCCUUGUUGCCGUUGGAGAGAUUGCUUUCAAUGGCCUGGUAUCUCCAGUGCAGCGGCUUUCAUUUCAAGAAAGAGAUUUUGAGAAGAGUGCGCUUGAUAAAGCUGUGAAGGCCGGCAUCCUCACAAGCCAGAGGUUUCUAAUAGGGUUGGAUACUCAUAACAACAUACAGUUUACCCACAAAACAUUUCAGGAGUUCUCUGCUGCUUUUUACCUACAAAGCUUACAGAAAUCAGACACUGAUGAAUUUCAACAGAAUCUUGAUAAACUUGAUGACCCGGAGACGUUUCACUAUUUGCUGCGCUUUUGUUGUGGCGACAAUGAAGCAUGCACUAUUAAAGUCUUGCAGAUGUUGCAAAAGAGGAUCAAUGAUGAGAGUACUUGGAUCAAAACUACAACAUUAAACAUGGCUUUGAAUUGUUACUUUGAGAGUCAGGCAGACAAUUUGCUAUCAGAGGCGUUCGCACAAUCAGUCAUAACUGAAACAAUAAACACGGAUUAUCUCAAGAGCCGUGAUGAUGUGAAUUCCUUUGUAUGGUUUCUCAAACAUGUUGCUAACGAGGCAAAGUACACAGGUAAUAUUUUUCUCGACAAAGUUAAGAAAUUAAAGUUCAGUAACCAUAGUUUGGAAGGCUGUAGUAAACAUCUGGCAGUGGCCAUGAGUAGCAUGCCUAAUGUUUCUGCUGUCAGAAUGAGGAAUUGCUGUUUAACUACCGACAAUAUGACAGAAAUUGCAUCAGUGUUAGGAAGGACUGACAAGUUGUCUGUAUUGGACCUUUCCUGCAAUUCAAAUUUAAGUGGUUCAGUGCAUUCAUGGAUUUCGCAGUUAAAUAAAACACAUCUACGAAAGUUAAAGCUAGAUGGCUGUUCUCUGACAGUUGAUGACAUGAGGCAAAUUGCUCUUUCACUUAGUGAUAUGCCAAACGUGAUGGAAACAAGUUGGUCGGAAUAUUUAUGGAUAUAUCCAAAAGGAUGUGGCAUUGGGCUGCAAAUAAGUAAUCUUUCAUUAAAUGGUACAGAAAUAAAACUCAUCUUGAAGGCACUGGUUAACAGAAAAGACUUAGUUGCAUUGUACAUGGCGGAAAUUAAGGGACUGCAAGGUACGGCGGCAUUAUGGGCUUCUCAGUUCAAGGAACUAAAGCAACUAGACCAGUUGACUUUUGAAAGUUGUACACUAACAAGCACUGAUGUUAAGCUCAUUACUGAAUCUCUUUGUGAUACACCUACACUGACAGAACUUUGCCUGUCUCAAAAUUAUAGCAAGAGUCACAUAGACGUAGUGGUCGUUGAUCGUGUUCAAGGACUUGGCGGUACAGCAGCUGAGUGGUCACCUGCAUUACGACAACUGAAAUAUUUGAAGCAAUUACACUUACAAAACUGCUUUUUGAACGUAGAAGAUGUGAAAUGGAUUGCUGCUGCAGUUGGUUGCUUGCCAAGGCUUAUCCAUUGUACUGUUGAUGAUGUGUUUGAAGUCUCACCAUGUGGUACGGGUUUGAAGAUAGAACUCUCAAAUCAGACGUUCACUGGUUCUGAUGUGGCAGGUAUUGUGAAGGCUAUGUGUAGCCGGAAUGACAUAGUUCAAGUGGUUGUUGAAGAUGCUAAAGGACUUCGUGAUACAGCAGCUGUAUGGUUACCUGCAUUACAAGAACUGAAAUGUCUGGAACGAUUAGGCUUUAUAAACUGCUCAUUGAGCGGCACAGACAUUGAACAUAUUGCUGCAUCACUUAGUACCAAUCUGGUUCAUUUGCAUGUGUCUCGGAAUCCCCUGGCUGGCUCAGGUGUGUCAUUGUCCAAGUUAAAGCAGCUGACACACCUGAAGAUACUGACACUAGAUGACUGUGGCUUAGAAGUGGAGGAUGUGAUAAGUAUUGCUGCUGUAGUUGGCUGUUUGCCAAAGCUUCGGUAUUGCCGUCUAAUGAAUUAUGUUAAUGGGUUUAAUGAUUUAUUAUUCUUUGAAGUAGUUCCGUGUGAAAUCGGUAUUGGCAUACGACUGCAUCUCCCGUCAAGUAAAUUUAGAGGUCCUGAUGUGGCAAACAUUGUAAGAGCAUUAGGAAGUAGACGUGACUUGGUUGACGUGACAAUUGAAUAUAUUAAAAACUUUGGUGGCAAAGCAGCUGAAUGGUCACCUGCAUUGCAGGUACUGGAACAUCUGAAGCGAUUCCGCAUAAGCAACAGCUCAUUGAUAGAUAAAGAUAUUAAGCACAUUGCUGCAUCACUGAGUGACAUACCCACUCUGGUUGAACUGGAUCUGUCUGGAAAUGUAUCCCUGGCUGGUUCAAGUGCAUGGUCCCACCUAAAGUGCCUGAAACAACUGGAAAAGCUAAAAUUGCGGUGGUGCGCAUUGAGAAAUGCCGACUUGGAACUCAUCGCUGUAUCACUUAGUGGAAAGUCAAAUCUGCUCGAACUGGAUCUGUCUGGAAAUGUAUCCCUGGCUGGUUCAAGUGCAUGGUCUCACCUAAAGUGCCUGAAACAACUAAAAAACCUGGAAUUGCAGUGGUGCGCAUUGAGAAAUGCAGACAUCGAACUCAUCGCUGCAUCACUUAGUGAAAAGUCAAAUCUGCUCGAACUGGAUCUGUCUGGAAACGAAUACCUGGCUGGCUCGGGUGCAUUGUCUCACCUAAAGUGCAUGAAACAACUGAAAAAGUUGGUCUUACAAUUAUGUUGGUUGAGUGAUGCAGACAUUAAACCGAUCACUGCAUCACUUAGUGACACACCAACUCUCGUUGAACUGGAUCUGUCUAGAAAUGUAUCCCUGGCUUUCUCGGGUGCAUGGUAUCACCUUAAGUGCAAGAAACAACUGCGAAAGCUGGUCUUAAAAGAAUGUUGGUUGAGUGAUGCAGACAUUGAACCCAUCACUGCAUCACUUAGAGACAUACCAACUCUGGUUGAACUGGAUCUGUCUGGACAUGAAUCCCUGGCUGGUUCAAGUGCAUGGUCUCACCUAAAGUGCCUGAAACAACUGAAAAAGCUAAAAUUGCGGUGGUGCGCAUUGAGAAAUGCCGACUUCGAACUCAUCGCUGCAUCAUUUAGUGAAAAGUCAAAUCUGCUCGAACUGGAUCUGUCUGGAAAUGAAUCCCUGGCUGGCUCGGGUGCAUGGUCUCACCUAAAGUGCCUGAAACAACUGAAAAACCUGGAAUUGCAGUGGUGCGCAUUGAGAAAUGCAGACAUCGAACUCAUCGCUGCAUCACUUAGUGAAAAGUCAAAUCUGCUCGAACUGGAUCUGUCUGGAAACGAAUACCUGGCUGGCUCGGGUGCAUUGUCUCACCUAAAGUGCAUGAAACAACUGAAAAAGUUGGUCUUAAAAGAAUGUUGGUUGAGUGAUGCAGACAUUAAACCCAUCACUGCAUCAUUUAGUGACAUACCAACUUUGGUCGAACUGGAUCUGUCUGGAAAUGUAUCCCUGGCUUGCUCAGGUGCAUGGUCUCACCUAAAGUGCAUGAAACAACUGCAAAAGCUGGUCUUAAAAGAAUGUUGGUUGAGUGAUGCAGACAUUGAACCCAUCGCUGAAUCACUUAGUGACAUACCAACUCUGGUUGAACUGGAUCUGUCCAGAAAUGUAUCCCUGGCUGGUUCAAGUGCAUGGUCUCACCUAAAGUGCCUGAAACAACUGAAAAAGCUGGAAUUGCGGUGGUGCGCAUUGAGAAAUGCAGACAUCGAACUCAUCGCUGCAUCACUUAGUGAAAAGUCAAAUCUGCUCGAACUGGAUCUGUCUGGAAAUGAAUCCCUGGCUGGCUCGGGUGCAUGGUCUCACCUAAAGUGCCUGAAACAACUGAAAAAGCUGGUCUUGAAAGAAUGUUGGUUGAGUGAUGCAGACAUUAAACCCAUCGCUGCAUCACUUAGUGACAUACCAACUUUGGUCGAACUGGAUCUGUCUAAAAAUGUAUCCCUGGCUUGCUCAGGUGUAUGGUCUCACCUGAAGUGCCUGAAACAACUGCAAAAGCUGGUCUUAAAAGAAUGUUGGUUGAGUGAUGCAGACAUUGAACCCAUCGCUGUUUCACUAAGUGACAUACCAACUCUGGUUGAACUGGAUCUGUCCAGAAAUGAAUCCCUGGCUGGUUCAAGUGCAUGGUCCCACCUAAAGUGCCUGAAACAACUGGAAAAGCUAAAAUUGCGGUGGUGCGCAUUGAGAAAUGCAGACUUGGAACUCAUUGCUGCAUCACUUAGUGAAAAGUCAAAUCUGCUCGAACUGGAUCUGUCUGGAAAUGAAUCCCUGGCUGGCUCGGGUGCAUGGUCUCACCUAAAAUGCCUGAAACAAUUGAAAAAGCUGGUAUUAAAAGAAUGUUGGUUGAGUGAUGCAGACAUUGAACCCAUCACUGCAUCACUUAGUGACAUACCAACUCUGGUUGAACUGGAUCUGUCUGGAAAUAAAUACAUGGGUUACUCGGAUGCAUGGUCUCACCUAAAGCGCCUGAAACAAUUGAAAAAGCUGUCCCUGAGGGAGUGCUCAUUGAGUGAUGCAGACAUUCAACUCAUCGCUGCAUCACUUAGCAGUGUUGUAGUCGAGUCCACCACGUGCGAGUCCGAAUUCGAGUCCGAGUCCGAAUUCGAGCUCGGAUUCUGAGUUUGAGUCGGAAAAUCCGAGUCCAAAACCUCCUAGUCCGAG
This is a messenger RNA of Patiria miniata (bat star), 6427 nucleotides long. RefSeq lists its product as uncharacterized. The transcript is spliced from 3 exons. Lineage: Eukaryota; Metazoa; Echinodermata; Asteroidea; Valvatida; Asterinidae. The record is from RefSeq and is a predicted model, not a curated record. The coding region runs from base 14 to 6385 and encodes 2123 amino acids.